AUGUUUUUUAAAUUUAUUAUCACGUCGCUUGUAUAUUUUAGUCAUGUUGAUGCUCUUAUACACAGUUUUAGUCACCUGCAUAAGCUUCCCCUACUUGGAAACUACUUGGCGAUCAAAAGGUGCAUCUAUCAUGAGAAAACUGAGCCUUCUAGAGCCGUUAUUCAUAUAACGAACAAAGACGCCUAUGACAAGGCUAGUUAUGACCAUCAUCUCCUGAAGCAUCUGUCAGACGGAGAUUAUCGCAGGAAACAACUUUUUGAGUCACACACAGAGCUAUUAAACGGCACGCAGAACCUAACACACCUCAAUGUUCUAAUUACUCACUUCAUAACUGACCUGCUCAAUGAAUACACACUAUAUUUUUUUGAGUUGCUGCCCGCUCUGUACCUUGAGGACGAUCUGAGGAGGAAUCUUCAUAGAUUUUUGGAAGCAUUUCAGCAAAAACUCAUCGAGUUAUUCAAGGUUUCCAUGAUCUCAAUCAUAGACGCCUCUCCAAGGAGUCGAAUAUUGAUCUUACUCAACUCGGUACAGUUCAGGGUCAUGGUUGACAAGAUGGUACAGCUGUGUAAUAUAUUGAGUUUGGAGUACGAGUUUGAAAAGCUAGAGCACGUAAUGAAGUCCGCUAACGACGAGAGGUUCACCAGAGUGGCUACAUGGACGGUGGUUCACUCAGAAGCCUUGAAGAGGGGCCUGGUGAUGUUGAGCAGGAUGUUGGUUAUUGCCGCACUCAAUAACCUCGUUGUCCCGCUUUUGUUCAAAUUUUUGCUUCAAAUAAUACCGCGAGACUUUCCAGGCUACUCGAUACUUCAAUACCUGCUUAGAUGCUUUAACAUUUCAUUUAAAUGA
Theileria orientalis strain Shintoku is the source of this 846-nucleotide messenger RNA. RefSeq lists its product as hypothetical. The record is from RefSeq and is a predicted model, not a curated record. NCBI's taxonomy places the organism in Eukaryota, Apicomplexa, Aconoidasida, Piroplasmida, Theileriidae. The coding region runs from base 1 to 846 and encodes 281 amino acids. The transcript has a single exon.